GUGGGACAUGUGGAUUUGGAAUAUUAAUUCAUUUGAAAAACUGCUUUGGGGGUGUGAACGUGAUUUCUGACGAAACUGGAUUGGAAUAAUUUUCAUGAUCUUUGUAUAUUUAUAUAUAUAUAUAUAUAUUUUAAAAUUUUGCAUUUGACUUAAAGUGCCAUGAGAAAAUUUGCAUAUUGCAAGGUGGUCCUAGCCACCUCCUUAAUUUGGGUACUGUUGGAUAUGUUCUUGCUGCUUUACUUCAGUGAAUGCAACAAAUGUGAUGAGAAAAAGGAAAGAGGACUUCCUGCUGGGGAUGUUCUAGAGCCAGUACAAAAACCUCAUGAAGGUCCUGGAGAAAUGGGGAAACCAGUUGUCAUUCCUAAAGAGGAUCAAGAAAAGAUGAAAGAGAUGUUUAAAAUCAAUCAGUUCAAUUUAAUGGCAAGCGAGAUGAUUGCACUCAACAGAUCUUUACCAGAUGUUAGGUUAGAAGGGUGUAAAACAAAGGUGUAUCCAGAUAAUCUUCCUACAACAAGUGUCGUGAUUGUUUUCCAUAAUGAGGCUUGGAGCACACUUCUGCGAACUGUCCAUAGUGUCAUUAAUCGCUCACCAAGACACAUGAUAGAAGAAAUUGUUCUAGUAGAUGAUGCCAGUGAAAGAGACUUUUUGAAAAGACCUCUAGAGAGUUAUGUGAAGAAACUCAAAGUGCCAGUUCAUGUAAUUCGAAUGGAACAGCGUUCUGGAUUGAUCCGAGCUAGAUUGAAAGGAGCUGCAGUGUCCAAAGGCCAGGUGAUCACCUUCUUAGAUGCUCAUUGUGAGUGCACAGUGGGAUGGCUGGAGCCUCUCUUAGCAAGGAUCAAACAUGACAGGAGAACAGUGGUAUGUCCUAUCAUUGAUGUGAUCAGUGAUGAUACUUUUGAGUACAUGGCAGGCUCUGAUAUGACUUAUGGUGGAUUCAACUGGAAGCUUAAUUUUCGCUGGUAUCCUGUUCCCCAGAGAGAAAUGGACAGAAGGAAAGGUGAUAGGACUCUUCCUGUCAGAACACCUACAAUGGCAGGAGGCCUUUUUUCAAUAGACAGAGAUUACUUUCAGGAAAUUGGAACAUAUGAUGCUGGAAUGGAUAUUUGGGGAGGAGAAAACUUAGAAAUUUCCUUUAGGAUUUGGCAGUGUGGAGGAACUUUGGAAAUUGUCACUUGCUCACAUGUUGGACAUGUGUUUCGGAAGGCUACCCCAUACACAUUUCCAGGAGGCACAGGGCAAAUUAUCAAUAAAAAUAACAGACGACUUGCAGAAGUAUGGAUGGAUGAAUUCAAGAAUUUCUUCUAUAUAAUUUCUCCAGGUGUUACAAAGGUAGAUUAUGGGGAUAUAUCAUCAAGACUUGGUCUAAGACACAAACUACAAUGCAAACCUUUUUCUUGGUACCUAGAGAAUAUUUACCCUGAUUCUCAAAUUCCACGUCACUAUUUUUCAUUGGGAGAGAUACGAAAUGUGGAAACAAAUCAGUGUCUAGAUAACAUGGCUAGAAAAGAGAAUGAAAAAGUUGGAAUUUUUAAUUGUCAUGGUAUGGGAGGCAAUCAGGUUUUCUCUUAUACUGCCAAUAAAGAAAUUAGAACAGAUGAUCUUUGCUUAGAUGUUUCCAAACUUAAUGGCCCAGUUACCAUGCUCAAGUGCCAUCACCUAAAAGGCAACCAGCUCUGGGAGUAUGACCCAGUGAAAUUAACCCUGCAGCAUGUGAACAGUAAUCAGUGCCUGGAUAAAGCCACGGAAGAGGACAGCCAGGUGCCCAGCAUUAGAGACUGCAGUGGAAGCCGGUCCCAGCAGUGGCUUCUUCGAAAUGUCACCCUUCCAGAAAUAUUCUGAGACCAAAUUUUUAAAAAAAGAAAAAAAUAAGGAUUGACUGGGCUACCUCAGCAUACGUUUCUGCCACAUUCUUAAGUAGCAAAAAAGGAAAAGUGCUUUCCUCCUCUGCGGGAUGUAAGAUUUAUCAGCCAUUAAAACUCAGACUCCUCUAGCUUUUCACUAGCUGUGAACCAGCCUUCCUGUCCAAGGACGUGAAACUGCAUAGUAGUGAGACUGUGCACACUGAUGUUUACAAGAUUGAAAGAGUCUUUCAUCAAGAAUCAUGGAAAAGAAUAUUCAGACAGUGAAACAGUCAACAAAAUGUGCUUUCUGGAGAGCUGCACCUUUUAUGGUUUGCUUGCACAUCAGUAAUUUCUGCUGAGUGUGCUGUCAAUGAAGAGAUUACCAAGAUUUUUUUCCUAAUUAGAACUGGUAGCCAGUAUAUUAAACAUUGACAUAAAAGCAAAUGAAAAAGAACUGAAACCAGAUACAGAAUCAUGAAAACAACAUUUUUACAUUAAAAAAAAAAAACUAUAUUAAACAGGGUUUAAACAAAAUUAAAACAGAACUAUGAGAAGUACAAUUUGUUAUAGUAUAGUAUCAAAUUUCUAUAUAGAUUUUAUACCUCAGUGGGGAAAAAUAACUGAUUCCAAUGACGUUCAUUUUAUUUUCAUCUGUGAUAGUCAUGGAUGCUUUUAUUUUCCUUGGGGUGCUGAAAAUGAGCUGGGAGAAAAAGCUCUUUGAACAUAGUUUUAAUUUCUUUCUACAAUAUUUUUAUUUGAUUUGUGGGCUGUUGGAAUUGUGACUUUUAAUUGCCUUCU
Molecule: messenger RNA, 2639 nt
Organism: Marmota flaviventris (yellow-bellied marmot)
Lineage: Eukaryota; Metazoa; Chordata; Mammalia; Rodentia; Sciuridae
Gene: Galnt1
Product: polypeptide N-acetylgalactosaminyltransferase 1
Biological process (GO): protein O-linked glycosylation
Cellular component (GO): Golgi apparatus
Molecular function (GO): polypeptide N-acetylgalactosaminyltransferase activity
Source: RefSeq, a predicted model, not a curated record